Molecule: messenger RNA, 899 nt
Organism: Cutaneotrichosporon oleaginosum
Lineage: Eukaryota; Fungi; Basidiomycota; Tremellomycetes; Trichosporonales; Trichosporonaceae
Source: RefSeq, a predicted model, not a curated record
AAGUUGGAUCCUUAGAUGUCUCACUGGCACAGCAGUGACAGAUGCCGGUACGCCCGCUCCACCAAUUGCCCCGCGUGAAGAUCCUCCGAGAGGUCAGACGGCCACGCGUGAAUGCGAUGUCCCAUCCUCCUCCCACGAAGCAGCCACUCGUGUAGCCCUUGGGUGGUUGGUCACCGCCUCGCCGUAGCUCAAGAGACGCCGCUGCGACUUCUGCGCAGCAGAGACCGAACAGCGAACAACGGCAUACAGCUCCUGACCCAAGAACGUGCGAGUCCGGGAUUGCCGGCGUGCCUGCCGCCCAAAAUACCUCAGCCACCACCUACUGCGCUACUCUGCAGAUUGCCCGACGUCACUCGAGCUAAACUUGGGAUGGGCUGUACAACUAACGGCGUGCGUAGUCGUGAACAUCCCAAUGGUGAUGGCCUGGACACGGACACGGAGGUUGACGGAGGCGACGGCCGUAUACGUCGUCUGAACGUAAUGGCGACGCGCGCGGCAGUGGUAUGUCGGGGCCGGUGUGUUGUCACCAUACCUGCUGCUUCCGCAUUUGACGUUCUGUAAGAACGGCAUGUUUGACUCGGAGGAUUGCAUAAUGGCGAUGCUGUGUCAAACGCUGAUACACUCCUCUACCGCCGCCGGAACUCUCUGCAGCGGGGACGAUGGCCGUCUAUCUCACGCACUAGGCUCUCCAACCGACAGCUAGCGGCCGGCGCUCCAACUCCGCAGCGAGGCAGUAUAGUUGGUCAGUUUUGUACCGUCCAGUAAUCCGUACCGCGUGGAAAGCACCGCCACCAUCGGAGGCGCAUGACACAGAUGCAUCUCAACACUUGACUAUCGAAUGGCCAUUCAUGGCGCGGGAUACACGACUGCGCACGACUGCACAUGCAUACACAAUAAGA